AUGUUUGGUGGCACCACGGCCUGGCUGCAGCCCCCCUGCGCAGCAGGCAGAGGUCCUGGGGAAAAUCUCCUGAUGUGCGAGCCCUGCGGGAUGGGGCAGCAUGCGGUAAAAGCCGGCUACUGCCAGGCAUGCCCUCCAGGUUCAGCUCCCUCCGAAGACCGUGGCACCUGUGACCAAUGUCCUCCUUCUCAUUACUCCGUGAGUGGCCUUGACGGUUGCUUUGAAUGCACUGGUGAGCUCCUGCUCUUGAUUGACAACGACUGUGUGCGGUGGCACUUGCCACUGCUGGUGCUGGGUUUCGCAGGCUUCGCAGUUGCCGCUGUGUUGUGUCCUUCCUGGCUCCGCUCCCGACGUGCCAAGAAGGCCAAGCGCCUCAUGGAAGAACGUGCCGAACAGAGCAAAAGAGCUGGUGAUAUGAAAACCGCUUUCUGGCUCUCGGAGGACCCCAUUGGCCGCGACAUCAUUUGCCCCCGAGAUGGCAGGGCCGGGUGCGCCUUGGUGGACUGGAUACCAAGAAGUGAGAGCCGCGAGCAGACGCACUUCAUGUCCUGGACAUGGAGAUACAGCCUGCUGCAGGUUUGCGAUGCCCUGGAAAGCUUUCAGGGCAGCGCUAAGCCAAGCACAUCAAUGGCAUCGUCGGGUACGCAUUCCAAGGGCGUGUUCUUCUUCAUGUGCUUUUUCGUGAACAACCAGUACAGGCUUAUUGUGGAGGAGUCCAGCACUGGCAGCGAUAAUCUUGAAGAGGUGUUCGAGGGAAACCUGAAACGCAUCGGACGGAUGGUUGCGAUUUUGGAUAACUGGGAUCGACCGGUGUAUCUGAGUCGCGUGUGGACGGUGUACGAGCAGUUCGUUGCCCCCACCAUUGAUGUUCAGGUGCAGUUCGUACUGCCCAAGGCUCCAACAGAUCAGUUGCAGCAUCAGAUCGCGCGUGGGUCUGCAGGCAUCGAUGAGGUGAUCAAAUCUCUCUGUCAGGUGAAUUCCAGAGAGGCCAAGGCAUGGAAGAUGGAAGAUGAGAUCAAGGUGAAGUCCGUGAUCAAGGAGGGUAAUUUGGGGCUGCCAGUUGGGAGUGGACAACUGAUGCCUCCAGCUGAUACCGUUGGCUUCCAGCACGUGGAUGCCCAUGUGACGGAUGUUAUGACGACGUGGAUUGGAGAUGUAUUGGAGCAGACAUGCAAACAGGGUGGGGCCACGAUGAGUGGCUGGUUCGAGGUGGACGUGUCGAGGGGGAGUCCACCACGCGUCGACGUCGGAGACAUUGUGGAGUUGAAGGUCUACGACGACACAGGGAAUGGCCAGGGAACGAUCAUUGUGGGUGUCCUCGAGGUGUUGGGAACACACCGCAGUGGACCGGUGUUGGCUGGCAUGUUCCUGGGGGCCUCAGACAUAUACUACCACUGGUGGAUGAACGAGGGACCAAACGCCCCGGCCAAAGACAAAGGGUUUUACCACUUGUGUACAGAGCCGACCAGCGCCUGUCCAAGUGUGAAGAAAUAUCCCAAUAUGAUCCACUCAGGCAAGUACCGCAACCUGGGUACGGAGCAGGUGACCAGCAAGAAGGUGACCUGGUUGAAAGACAAGGUCCUCAUGGAAGGCUACGUCUUCUGCGAGGCAAAGUUGAAGUGGCCUGGUGAUGGUGACCCCUCGCAGUCAGAGGGUGAAGACAAGAGUGACGGCUCUGAUGAAAAGGAGUCUGAAUCUGAUGACCCAGGCGUCAAGGAGAAGAUCAAGCAGCUGCGAAGGGAGCUGAAGAAGGCUGAAGAGGACGCUGCCCAAGGGCGGCGCAAGAAGAAGGCUAAAAGGGGCAAGACGAGGGCCAAGCGCAGAGAUGUUACCCGAGCAACUGGUUCGGUGAAGGAGAAAAAGGACAAGAAGGAGAAGGCCAAGGGCUUGGACCUCAAGGAAAAAGCAAAGGAGAAGAAGAAGGACAAGGACAGAGAUGCCGACGAUGAAUCCUCUGGUUCUGAGUCGGUUUUUCACAAAGGCCUCACUGCGACCGUGAAGAGCAGCCAGCAGCGACUACUGGCGUACACAAGCAGAUAUCCAGGAAGACUGGCAAGCAGACUACUGUUGAAGAUGCAGACUGCGACAGCCAGGGACGCAGUGGGGCCGUCAAGCACCAGAAGCGGUCGCACCCCUCCGGUGGCCAUGCACCACAUCCUCACGGUGUUGCUGCCGAACCUCGGCGCCAAAGCAGGCCUGAGGUCAGCCAGGGAGUUGAAAACCCUUGGCAGCAUCAUGGACCAGCUAGCGGCAGGUUCCCCUUCGAAGGCGGCGGACAUAGUCUGUCAGCGAAUCAAGGCCGUGGAGAGAGCAUCGCACGAGGGUCACUGGGGGGCAGCGCAGUUCCUAGAGCUGCUGCCCCCCGAGAACACGAUGUUGCUCGGCCGAGACGAAGAGAUGUUCGUCACGAAGGAGUACCUGUUGGAUCAGAAGCUGAAAAGCUACGAUCGACAACCAGCGAGAGGAGAAGGAGGCGGAAAAGGCAAGGCGAAGGGAGCCAAGGGCAAGAGCAAGGAGAAGGGCGACAAAGGAGCCUGGGACAAGACGGACAAGGGCACGAAAAAGCCAGCUGAACGCAGCCCUGCUGAGUUGAUGGAUUGGAUGCGUGACUUGAUGCCGGAGUUGGACUCCCCGCUGGCCGGCUAUAUGGUUGCCCAGCACGAGUUGGAGUCCGAGCUACCCGCAAAGGAAACUCCGUUGGCCGUGGAGCCGCAUCAGCUGCUGCCAGUCAGAGCACAGCUUGUACCAAGGUUUUUCGUUGGGAAGGACGACAAGUUGGUAUCUUGGGUCGUUACCAUGGUGGAGGUGCUCAACUACCAUUCUGGGAUGGGGCGCAAUCGUUUGGGCCCCCCUGAGCUUACAGCUGCACAGGAGUUGAUGUUGACCCGCCUCUAUGGGGUGGUGCAGAGAUUUGAAGAAAAGGGAGGCAAAGUUGAAACCUUUGCCAAGUGCAGGCAAGAGAUUGGUGCCGUGCGGUUCGAUUAUUCUGGGGAGCCGAUCCAGUACAUGGAGGAGCUGGAGGCGGAGAAAAUUAUCCCAUGCUGGCCGAGGCCAGGUGAAGCAGGAGUGCAAGAUGCUCGGGACUUUGUACCGCCUGAGGUGCAGGCGUGGUUGGAUGAUCCCGUAAUGUCACUCUUGCCGCGGACCGCAUGGCCAGACAAACCACCACCCAGUCGGGUGCGAGCCACUGAUGAGCAGCACUUUCGGCCAGCGCCGCUAUGUAUCGCUGGAACAUCCUAUGGGAGCUGGCUGUGGUACUUCAACAUUGUCAACGAGCUGACCGAGGGCGAGUUUGACUAUGCCUAUGGCAGCAAUUGUUGUUGGGGGGGAGAUCGCGAGAAGUGGUAUGCCCUCCUCGCCAACAUGCCAGAGGUGCUGCAGGAGCUCCACGUGCCUGAAUGCCCUGGGCACGACAAUUUGAGGGGGUAUGCAGCCCGAGUCGAUGAGCAGGGUGUUGUUCGCUACGCCACCGAGGAGGAGGCUGAAUAUAAGUCUCGGUGGUGCGAGGCGUAUGCCAGGGGCCUGAAGCGACAGUUGGCCCCAUGGAUUACCCGCGGAAUUUUGGAAGGGCGGUGUCGAAAGAUCCAGGACGAGUUGGGAAAAUCCACAGCACGGCUGGCCGACCCAGCGAUGGCCAACGCAGUGGCCAAUGAACUGGUCGAGCUGGAGCGCAACAUGGUGCGGGGAUACGAGCCAACUCACCUGAGAGAGAUGGCCAGGCGUACCGGCAUUCGAGGGUCUGACCUCAGGAUUUUCCUGGGUGAGGAGCACAUGGAGAUCCCGUACCCCGCCUUAUACAGGUGGUAUUGGAAAGAAGCCCUCAGCUAUGCGUGGCGUGAGGAGCGGCACAUCAAUGAGGGAGAGGUCGCGGCGUUCAACAUCAUGCUCAAACGCAGGGCGAAAGACCCUGCCAAGCAUGAGCUGCGCUAG
Molecule: messenger RNA, 3930 nt
Organism: Cladocopium goreaui
Lineage: Eukaryota; Dinophyceae; Suessiales; Symbiodiniaceae
Source: the annotation of a GenBank genome assembly